This is a messenger RNA of Brachypodium distachyon (stiff brome), 1551 nucleotides long. Its product is annotated as probable arabinose 5-phosphate isomerase. Lineage: Eukaryota; Viridiplantae; Streptophyta; Magnoliopsida; Poales; Poaceae. The record is from RefSeq and is a predicted model, not a curated record. The transcript is spliced from 3 exons. Gene Ontology annotation, molecular function: isomerase activity; carbohydrate derivative binding. The coding region runs from base 229 to 1272 and encodes 347 amino acids. Gene Ontology annotation, biological process: carbohydrate metabolic process; carbohydrate derivative metabolic process.
GCAAACUGACCCGACCACAGAUCAAAAUCCCCCCGAUUAUUUUAGCUCCAGAUCACAUACAUACACCGAUGAAUAAAUAGCGCUCCGUGUCGAGGGACGUAAAAGGGUCAGGAUCGUUUCUUCCCUGCGCUUCGCUUCGAUCCCCAGUUCCCACUUCCCCGGUUAAUCCCCACGUCUCACCUCCUCCCGCGAACGCGGCAUUUCCGCGAGCAGCCUCCGCGCGCGGCCAUGGGAUCGCUCCCCGUGCUGUCCUCGCCGGAAUGCGCCCCGCCGCAGGGGCCGCGGGCGAAGGUGGCGGCGUCGGACCUGGCGCCGCUGUUCGACGCGCAGCGGCGGCACCUGGGUCACUUCUUCGAGAACCUCGACAUGUCGCAGGCGGCGGCGUUCGCGCAGGCGCUGCUGGACGCGCCGGGUGCCGUCUUCUUCACGGGCGUGGGCAAGUCCGGCAUCGUGGCGCGGAAGCUGGCGCAGACGCUCGCGUCCCUAGGGUUCGGCCGCGCCGGGUUCCUGGCCCCCGUCGACGCGCUCCACGGCGACAUCGGCUCCGUCUUCCCCGGGGACGUCCUCGUGCUGCUCUCCAAGUCGGGAGCCUCCGACGAGCUGCUCGCGCUCGCGCCCUGCGCGCGCGCCAAGGGCGCGCACCUCAUCUCCCUCACCUCCGCCGCAUCCGGCGCCGACUGCCCGCUCGCCGCCGCCUGCGACCUCAACGUGCACCUCCCGCUGCAGGGGGAGGUCUGCCCCUUCGGCCUCGCCCCCGUCACCUCCACCGCCAUACAGAUGGUCUUCGGAGACACCGUCGUCGCCGCCAUCAUGGAGGCGCGCCGCCUCACCAGGGACCAGUACGCGUCAAACCACCCCGCCGGCAAGAUCGGCAAGACCCUCAUCUUCAAGGUUAAGGAUGUUAUGAAGAAACAAAAUGAGCUUCCAUUGUGCAAGGAGAGUGAUAUGAUAAUGGAUCAACUUACUGAGCUCACUAGUAAAGGUUGUGGCUGUCUUCUUGUGGUUGAUGAUGAGUACCAUUUGAUUGGAACUUUCACUGAUGGUGACCUCCGGCGUACACUCAAGGCAAGCGGGCCAGCUAUUUUCAAUCUCACAGUUGGAGAGAUGUGCAACAGGAACCCGAGGACAAUCACUGCAGAUGCAAUGGCGGUCGAAGCCAUGGAGAAGAUGGAGUCGCCCCCUUCACCUGUGCAAUUCUUGCCCGUUGUCGACGAGAAAAAUAUCGUGUCUGGGAUCAUCACAUUGCAUGGGUUGGUCUCUGCUGGAUUAUAAUCAAACCUUCAUAUGUCUGGAGUCAUAAAAUCGCAUGGGUUCUUUGUUAUUCUUUGUACCUGCUCACUGGUAAGACAUCACACAGGAUAAAUUCUUCUUGCGAGUUGGAUCUGAUGAUGGCACUUUGUCAUUGUAGUAGCAUCUGUAGUCUAGACAACUGAAAGUGUAUGUGGAGACACUACCGAGUGCAGAGUGUUCUGUUAAUGAAUAAGCUGCACCUUGCUCGUUGCUUGUUUAAGUGAGCUUUAAGUGGAAUAAAAUCUUACAUUUUUGUGUGUA